AUGCAGUCGCGCGCCGUGGACACGCGCGUCACGCUGCAGGUGGCGGAGGGCGCGCCCGUGGGCACGCUGGUGGGCGCCAUCCCCACGCAGCCGGGCUUCACCUACCGCUUCAACGAGGCGCCGCGCGAGUUCUCGCUGGACGCGCGCUCCGGCGCCAUCCGCACCGCCGCCGAGCUGGACCGCGAGGCGCUGCGCUCCGACCGCUACGACCUGGUCGUGCUCUCCAGCCAGCCCACGUACCCGAUCGAGGUGCGCAUCAGCGUGCUGGACGUGAACGACAACGCGCCCGCCUUCCCCGAGCCCAGCAUCGCCGUGUCGUUCAGCGAGAGCGCGGCGCCGGGCACGCGCCUGCUGCUGGACGCGGCGUCGGACGCGGACGCGGGCGCCAACGGCGUCUCCGACGACUACCGCAUCGUGGCCGGCAACCGCGACGACAAGUUCCGGCUGGUGGUGACGGAGAGCCCCGCGGCCGCCGGGGAGCCGCCCUACGCCUACCUGCACCUGGAGACGACGGCGCGGCUGGACCGCGAGCAGGUCGCCUGCUACCGGCUGAACGUGUCGGCGCGCGACGGCGGCGACCCGCCGCGCUUCGGCUUCCUGCUCGUCAACGUCACCGUGCUCGACGUCAACGACAACCCGCCCAUCUUCGACCACAGCGACUACACCGUCUCGCUCAACGAGAGCGCGCCGCCGGGCACGCACGUCCUCCAGGUGACGGCGACGGACAGCGACGUGGGCGACAACGCGCGCAUCGCCUACUACCUGUCGGAGGGCGAGCGGCAGUUCGCGGUGGACGCGGAGACGGGCGACAUCACGACGGCCGAGCCGCUCGCCUGCCCGCAGCAGUCGUGCGCGAGCGCGCGCCCCGGCGGGCUCGGCGGCUGCCCCAAGAGCUGCGUGUUCACGGUGUUCGCGCGCGACCACGGCAGCCCGCGCCAGGACGGCCGCACCUACGUCACCGUCAACCUGCUCGACGCCAACGACCACGACCCGGUCAUCAAGUUCCGCUACUUCCCGUCCACGUCGGGCUUCGCGACCGUCGACGAGAACGCGGCCAACGGCUCGGUGGUGGCGGCCGUGUCGGUCGUCGACCAGGACGAGGGCCCCAACGGCGAGACGACGGUGGAGAUCCGCGCCGGCAACGAGCUGGGCCACUUCCGGCUCGACUGCACGCCCAGCUUCGACAUCGUGCGCGUGCACGGCGUGCUGGACCGCGAGCAGGUCAACAAGUACAACCUGACCGUGGUGGCGGCCGACCGCGGCUCGCCGCCGCGCACCGCCACCGCCUUCCUCAUCGUGCACGUCAACGACGUCAACGACCACGAGCCGGUGUUCGCCAAGAGCGAGUACUCGGCCGUGCUGAGCGAGCUGGCGCCCGCGGGCAGCUACGUGGCCAGCAUCGCCGCCGCCGACGAGGACUCGGGCGUGAACGCGCGCAUCUACUACGCGUUCGUGUCGGGCAACGAGCGCGGCUGGUUCGCCAUCGACGAGGACUCUGGCCUGGUGACGACCCGCGCGCCGCUCGACCGCGAGGCGCAGGACACGGCCGAGCUGCGCGUGUCGGCGCGCGACGGCGGGCCCAACCCCAAGUGGGCCUACACGCAGCUCAAGGUGGCCGUGCUCGACGAGAACGACGAGCGGCCGCGCUUCUCGCAGGAGCGCAUCGAGGUGAGCCUGCCGGAGAGCGCGCCCGCGGGCACGCUGGUGGCCAUGCUGACGGCCGAGGACGCCGACCAGGGCACCAACGGCUCGGUGGCGUACGAGCUGCCGCGGCCCGAAGACUACCCGGGCGCCUUCUCGCUGGACGCGCUCACCGGCCAGCUGACGACGCGGCGCGCGCUCGACCGCGAGCACGCCACCGUCGUGCUCACCGUGCUCGACGAGAACGACAACAGCCCCGCCUUCUACCCGGCGCACUACUUCGCCGCCGUGCCUCAACACCUGCCCGCCGGCGCCACCGUCCUGCAGUCGCACCGGCGCGCGGACGCUGCAUCGGCCGUGGGGUUGCAGGUGUCGGCGAGCGACCGCGACGAGGGCGCCAACGCCGAGCUGCGCUUCGCGCUGGAGGCGGGCGACGCCGCGCUCUUCGCCGUCGAGCCGCGCUCCGGCGCCGUCACGCUGCGCGCGCCGCUGCCGCCGCCGGAGGACGCCGGGGGCGACGACGACGUCGACGACGCCGGAGGCGGCGCCGGCGGCGGCGGCCCGGUGUGGCGGCUGCGCGUGUCGGCGCGCGACGGCGGCGGCCGGCGCGCAGACCCGGACGCGACGGUGGAGCUGGUGGCGAGCGCGCGCCUCGCCGCCCUCGAGUUCGACUCGGCCGCCGGCUACCACUUCGAGGUCGCCGAGGACGACGGCUGGGAGGCGGCGGCGGCGGCGCCGGCGGCGGGCGGCCGCGUGGUGGGCCGCGUGCGCGUGGCGCGCGCCCACCGGGCCGUGACGUACGCCGUCGUCGCGGGGGACCCGGAGGGCAGCUUCGCCGUGGACGCGGCGUCGGGCGUGCUGAGCACGCGCGGCCCGCUGGACCGCGAGCGCGUGGCGCGCUACAGCCUGCGCGUGCUGGCGCGCGCCGGGCUCGCCGCCGGCGAGGCCGUCGUCAACGUCACGGUGCUGGACCUGAACGACAACGCGCCCGAGUUCCCGGGCGCGCCGGCCGAGGUGCGGCUGGCGGAGAACGCGGCCGUGGGCCAGGAGGUGUGCCUCCUGGCGCGCGACCCGGACGGCCAGUUCGGCGUGGGCGCCGCCAGCGGCGUCGUCUACCUGCGGCGGCCGGUGCGCGCGCCGCCCGGCACCGCGCUCUCCGUCGAGGUGGCCGCCACCGACGGCGGGCAGCCGCCGCGCACCGCGCGCCACGCCCUCUCCGUGCUCGUCGUCGACGUCAACGACCACACGCCCGUCUUCGACCACACGUCGUACGAGACGUCGCUGCUCGAGUCGACGCCCGUCAACGAGCGCUUCUUCGCGCUGGCCGCGUCCGACGCCGACCUGGGCGCCAACGGGCAGGUGCGCUACGCCAUCAGCGAGGGCGACGCGGCCGGCCGCUUCGGCGUCUUCCCCGACGGCUGGCUGUACGUGCGCAGCGCGCUCGACCGCGAGCAGCGCGACUACUACUCGCUGCUGGUGACCGCGUCCGACGGCGGCGACCCGCCGCGCUCGUCGCAGGUGCCCGUCACCGUGCACGUCGUCGACGAGAACGACAACGCGCCGCAGUUCGCCAACGCCACGUUCGAGUUCCGCGUGCGCGAGAACGAGCCGCCCGACUCGUUCGUGGGCAAGCUGUCGGCGUCGGACCGCGACGUGGGCCGCAACGCCGAGCUGACGUUCGCGCUGUCGGGCGGCGCCGAGCAGCGCGACUUCACCGUCGACCCCAAGAACGGCUUCGUCAAGACGCUGCACGUGUUCGACCGCGAGCAGCUGGUGCGCGACACGGGCCAGAGCUACGUGGUGCUCGAGGCCACCGUCACCGACAACGGCGCGCCGCCGCUCGGCGACCGCGUCAAGGUGUACGUGCACGUCGCCGACGAGAACGACAACGCGCCGCGCUUCCUGCGCACGCCCUACCGCGUGCAGGUGUCCGAGGCGGCCGGCGUCGGCACCCAGGUGUUCCGCGCGUUCACGGCGGACGCGGACGAGGGCGCCAACGGGCAGGUGUGGUACGCGCUGGUCGGCGGCAACGAGGAGGGCCGGUUCGCGGUGGACGCGGCCACCGGCGUGGUGACGGUGGCGGCGCCGCUGGACCGCGAGCGCGCGCCCGCCUACCGGCUGCUGGUGGAGGCGCGCGACGCCGCCCCCGACGCGGCGCGCCGCCUCAGCGCCACCGCCGAGCUGGCCGUCGACGUGCUCGACGAGAACGACAACGCGCCGCGCUUCACGGCGCCGCUGCUGCCGCGCGUCUCCGUCGCCGAGACGACGCCCGUCGGCACCGAGCUGGCGCGCUUCGCCGCCGCCGACGCCGACGCGGGCGUCAACGCCGAGGUGAGCUUCUCGCUGGCGGGCGGCAACCGGCGCGACGCGUUCGGCGUGGACGCGGCCACGGGCGCGCUCUACCUGCACCGGCCGCUCGACUACGAGGAGCUGGCGGCGUACGCGCUCAACGUGACGGCGGCCGACGGCGGCAACCCGCGGCUCGCCACCACGCUGCUCUUCCGCGUCGACGUCGAGGACAGCAACGACAACCCGCCCGCCUUCCCCAACACGGCCAUCGUGCGCCAGAUCCGCGAGGGCAUCCCGCAGCGCACGCCCAUCGUCACGGUGGCCGCCGAGGACCCCGACUCGGGCGCCAACGGCGAGGUGGAGUACCGAAUCGGCGCGCAGCAGCCGCCGGGGCCGGCGCACUUCGGCAUCGACCCGGCCACCGGCGUCAUCCACACGCUGCUGCCGGUCGACCGCGAGGCCGUAGACACCUUCCGGCUGACCGUGGUCGCCACGGACCGCGCGCGGCCCCCGGCGGCGCGCCUCUCGGCCGAGAAGCUCGUCACCGUCAUCGUCGAGGACGUCAACGACAACGCGCCGCAGUUCGUGUCGAUGAACGCGGCCGUGCUGCCGGCGGCGGCGCGCCUGCCGCCCGGCGACGACGUGCUGGUGGCGGUGGUGCGCGCACGGGACCUCGACUCGGGCACCAACGGGCUCGUCACGUACGACCUGGUGAGCGCCGAGCCGGCCGCCGGCGGCGACCACUUCCGGCUGGACCGCAACUCGGGCGCGCUGACGGUGCGCCGCGGCGCCGCGCUGCCCGAGCCGCGCUACCACCUGGCCGUGAAGGCGAGCGACGAGGCGGUGCAGGCGGAGCGCAAGUCCAGCGACGCCUACCUCACCGUGCUGUCCGCGCCGCCGGCGGCCGUGUACGAGAACGAGCCGGCGGGCACGAGCGUGCUGCGCGUGCGCGCCGCCGUGCCGGGCGCGCCCGCCGCCGCCCUCGAGUACUACGUCACCAACGUGACGUGGGCGGGCGGCGCGCGCCGCCAGGCCGACCGCCUCUUCGACGUGGACGCGCGCCUCGGCGUGCUGAGCACGGCCGCGCCGCUGGACCGCGAGGCCGGCCCGCCCCACUACCUCGUCACCGUCGCCGCCGUCGUCGUCGCCGGCGCGCCGCCCGCCCUCGCCACCGCCACGACGGCAAUGUCGGCGGCACCUCGGCGUUUCAGUGAUUUCCGUGUGUGCCUGUACCGGCCGUCGGCAGACGGUUCCCGUAAGCUCCGAACGCUCGCUGUGGAUGCGUCUCGACGGUCAGCAGUGGCGGCGGCCGGCUCGCCCUGCGCCUGGCAGUGCUUUCGCUGCUGA
This is a messenger RNA of Schistocerca cancellata (South American locust), 5277 nucleotides long. Its product is annotated as cadherin-related tumor suppressor-like. Gene Ontology annotation, biological process: homophilic cell-cell adhesion. The record is from RefSeq and is a predicted model, not a curated record. Gene Ontology annotation, cellular component: catenin complex; plasma membrane. NCBI's taxonomy places the organism in Eukaryota, Metazoa, Arthropoda, Insecta, Orthoptera, Acrididae. The transcript has 10 exons. The coding region runs from base 1 to 5277 and encodes 1758 amino acids. Gene Ontology annotation, molecular function: calcium ion binding; cadherin binding.